This is a messenger RNA of Branchiostoma belcheri (Belcher's lancelet), 1613 nucleotides long. Its product is annotated as 3-hydroxyisobutyryl-CoA hydrolase, mitochondrial-like. Lineage: Eukaryota; Metazoa; Chordata; Leptocardii; Amphioxiformes; Branchiostomatidae. The record is from RefSeq and is a predicted model, not a curated record. The coding region runs from base 92 to 1264 and encodes 390 amino acids. Gene Ontology annotation, cellular component: mitochondrion. The transcript is spliced from 14 exons. Gene Ontology annotation, molecular function: 3-hydroxyisobutyryl-CoA hydrolase activity. Gene Ontology annotation, biological process: L-valine catabolic process.
UUCCGUCAGACCUGCGAAGGUGACAGAAAACGUGUGCAGUCGGACAGCAGUGGAAAUUUCCAGCUCAGCAAAAACGAACAUUUCCCACAGAAUGUCGUCUGUCGUAGUCGUAACCAGGCAGUUAUUCCGUGUACAGAGGAUAUUCCACCAUCUGAGAAUGUCCUCGACAGCUGCAGCCCAGCCUGAGGUCCUGAUGGAGAAGCAGAGAAACGUGGGAAUCAUCACCCUGAACCGACCCAAGGCUCUCAACGCACUCAACCUCAACAUGAUCAGACAGAUAUACCCACAACUCAAGGAGUGGGAAGAUAACGAUGACACGACCAUGAUCAUCAUGAAGGGUGCAGGAGACAAGGCCUUCUGUGCUGGAGGGGACAUCAGAGCGGUGACAGAAGCUGGGAAGGCAGGAGACCGUCUUGCUGCUGACUUUUUCCGAGAGGAGUACAUCCUGAACAAUGCAAUUGGCACCUGUCCUAUACCUUACAUAGCAUUCAUCGAUGGGAUCACCAUGGGAGGAGGAGUAGGUUUGUCAGUCCACGGCUUGUAUCGUGUUGCCACAGAGAGGACGUUAUUCGCCAUGCCUGAAACUGCUAUAGGUCUGUUUCCUGAUGUAGGUGGUGGGUACUUCCUGCCCAGGCUAGGUGGUUCCCUGGGCAUGUACCUGGCUCUCACCGGAUACCGGUUAAAGGGCAGGGAAGUCUACAAGGCCGGCGUGGCCACACAUUAUGUAGAGUCUAACAAGCUGCCAGCCUUAGAAGAGGAACUGAUGUCUUUGGAAGAGAAGCGUUCUUCUGCUCAAAAGAUUGACGAACUGCUGACAAAAUAUCAUAAAGAGACCAAGAGAGAGAUGCCAUCUGUGCCGGACUUUUCUCUGGAACCACACAUGGACAAAAUCAACAGCCUGUUUUCCGGAGACAGUGUAGAGGAGAUUUUUGAGGCCCUGAUGGCAGAUGGGUCUGAGUGGGCCAUGCAGCAGUUGGAGAAACUGAAGAAGAUGUCGCCCACCUCGAUGAAGAUCACCCACAGGCAGCUGUCCAUGGGGGGUCAUCUCAGUCUACAGGAGUGUCUGCAGAUAGAGUACAGGAUGAGCCAGGGAUGUGUGAGAGGGCACGAUUUCUACGAGGGAGUCAGAGCUGUUCUUGUGGACAAAGAUCACUCGCCCAAGUGGAACCCUAGCACGUUGGAAGGGGUGACACCCGGGAUUGUGGAUUCUUACUUUGAACCUAUACCUCUCUCCUAUCUUCCCGCCAAGGAACUGCAUCUGUGAACGUCAAACACAUUGACGCCUUCCUACUUCAGUGAAAGACAAAAGAACUUUAACACAACAUAAACACCUUACAAAAUGCCAACUGUGUGGCACACAAUGUACAUGAUCAAGGAAAGGUAGUAAGGCCACACCAAUUUAAUUUUUUGUUCUCAGAAUUGCCUCUUCAUUUUUUUUUCUGAUUUGAAAAAAAAAAGAUUCUGGUUCUGAGUCAACUCUCAUAUUUUUCCCUCAACAGUUCAGGAAAGCCUUUUUCUUCCUAGUCCGUACAGUUUUUCCAUCUAUCAAUGCAGUCGUUUGAUUAAAAGUUAAAAAUUCAUUGUUUAAAUAUUAACCCAGCCUUUUGUGUUAA